GGCUCGGAGCUCCCUCGCUGCCGCAGCUCCCGGCGCCGCCGCUGCCCCGGUAUUGUUGCUGCAGCUGGUGUUGUGAAUCAGGCCGACGGCAAGCGCUUCCUGCAAUCCGGCUAUUUCACCACACCAGGGUUGCAUCAUACCACUCGCUUCGCUCCUCGCCCGCCUCCGGAGCCCUCCUGUGCCUUCCUGAGCAUCGCUGACUGUGCUGUGUUUAACAGGCCCCCCACUAAGAGACUGAUUUGUGCUGCUUUGGGCAAAUCAGCUGUUUUGAUGAAACGGUGAGGUUCUAAAAUAAAGCCACUUCUGCUGGGUGUGAGUCUGCUGGUGCAUCUGUUGUGAGAGGAAGCUGGUGUCCACUUUGUGGAGGUUGUUGUGUGAGGUGCUCUGGGGUGAGGCUCUUUCCUGGUCCUCACCUGGCCCUUGUCCCUGCUCUCCGGGCUCUGAGGUGCCCUGCAGUGCUGCGAGGGCUGAGCAGGGAUGCAGACCGGGCUGCUGCCCUCAGCUUCCCCCGGCUGCCCGGGGCUUGGCUGAUCACAGCCGUCUGCCCUCACACAAACAAGGGGGCUGGAGCAAGUCCUCAAAAUUCAGGUCAAAAUUUGUGUGUGAAUGCAAAGAGAGCCAGAGGCAGCACAGCAGGCAGGCCCAAUUUUCCAUUAACUUGCAAAGCCACACAGAGCUGAAAUUCCAAUGGGCUGCCCUCGAACUUUAUUGCUGGCCUUGUUUGCUGUCUUUGCUGAUCUUAUCUGUAACUGCUUUGGUGGCACAUGUGACAGGGGCUGGGGAGUGAAACAAGCGCCCAUCCCUCCCCCUGUCCUCAGCUCCUGUCGCUGUGGGGUUGUGGCCACAUAGCUUCAUCUUGUUUUUUGUGUGAUGGGGGCAAGGGUUUAAGUGGCUUGUUGACUCGGGGAUGGAACUGGGGGCAGUUCUGAGCCCUGGGGGCUCAGUGGUACCCUGUCCCUGGGUCUGGAGGGGAAAGGGGCUGUGGGACCACGGGCAUCUCUGCUGCCUGGUACUGAGAGCUGCCAGCUCCCAGCCCUGGACAAGCACAGACAGACUUACGCCACUCUGUGCACCCUGUCUUCUCCAGCAGCCUGGAAUCCAAGUUCCAGCAGGAGCAUCCCUCAGAUCCCUUGAUGUCACACUCCCCCCUUCCCCCUCGUUUCACUGUGAGAUAAAGGCCCUGUUCCCCUCCCCACAUCCGGCCCAGCUCAGUGCCACAGGCGGCACCGUGGAGACCAGCCAGGAUGAUUUACGAGAUCUGACAGGUCUGGGGCAGUAUCCCAGGGAAGGGUGAGGGUGCGUGGGAGUCUUGCUCCCUUUUUCCAUAAUAAAUCCCUGUGAACUGAAUGUUCCUGGGUUGGGGCCGGAGGCAAACUCAGCGCUGCAUUUCUCUGCUGAUCUGUCCUUGGGACUUAAUCUCAAAUCCGUUAUCGCUGGCCCCAUCGAGCGCUGGGAGGCAGUGAUGCCCAUUAUGGUGGUUUUGGUAUCCCUUCCAGCUAUUUUUUUCCCCCUGACCAGCUCGAGGUGGUUCAGGCUGAUUCCUUUCCUCUAUUAGCAUCAGUGGUGGGUGUGUGCCGGUCACCUCGCUCCGGUUUUGUGCGGUAUAAAGCCGGCGAGCCCCUCUCCACCCUGUCCCCACCUGGCAGGCUGCUGGGCAGGGGCAAUGGCCGAGCUGCCCAUCCCAGAUGUGCCCCCAGCCCGCUGCAGCGGCCGCUUCACCAUCAGCACCCUCCUGGGCAUGGAGGAGAUGGGCCGGGGUCCCUACACACCCACCGAGGGGUCCAGCUGUGACAGUGCCCAGCCCACCCAGCUGUCCAGCAGCACCCUCUGCACCAGGACCUUCGGCUACAACACAGUGGAUGUGGUGCCAGCCUACGAGCACUACGCCAACAGCAAGGGCGUGGGCGACCCCAGGAAGGGCAGGCCCUCGCUGGCUGACCUGCACUCCAUCCUCAAGGUAACAGGGGGCUUGGCUGUACCCAUAACAUCUCUGGCAUCCCCUGGCCAUGCUGCUGGUCUCUGCAAAGUGCGUGUCGUGGGUCACUCUGUCUCCUGCCUCUUGGUGCCAUUACUGGUGCUGUGCCAACUGCAUAUUCCCAAGAAGGCCCUGAGAGAAGCCAGAGGAUCCAGCUGUGUGCUCAGCCAGAGCAUUGCCUCCAGGGACAGCUGCCUGAAGUCCACCCUCACCUGCUUUCCCCUCGUCCCACAGCCUGACCCGAGCCGCCUUCGCACGCCGGUGUCGGACGUGCAGCACAGCAAUGGGCUGCCAGAGGCUGGGCCAGAGGCUGGGCUGGAGGAGGCAGAAGGGGAGCCAGGCAGAGACUCCGAGCCAGAACCCGUCCGCUUUGGCUGGGUGAAGGGCGUCAUGAUCCGCUGCAUGCUGAACAUUUGGGGAGUUAUCCUCUACUUGCGCUUGCCCUGGAUCACCGCCCAGGCAGGAAUCGCCCUGACAUGGCUCAUCAUCCUCAUGUCUGUGACAGUGACCACCAUAACCGGCUUGUCCAUCUCUGCCAUAUCCACCAAUGGCAAAGUGAAGUCAGGAGGCACAUACUUCCUGAUCUCACGGAGCCUGGGGCCGGAGCUGGGCGGCUCCAUCGGGCUGAUCUUUGCCUUUGCAAACGCCGUGGCCGUGGCCAUGCACACAGUGGGCUUUGCUGAAACUGUCCGGGACCUGCUGCAGGAGCACAAUUCCCUCAUCGUAGACCCCACCAAUGACAUCCGAAUCAUUGGGGUCAUCACUGUGACGGUGCUGCUGGGCAUUUCCCUGGCUGGCAUGGAAUGGGAGGCCAAGGCACAGAUACUAUUCUUCCUGGUCAUCUUGGUUUCCUUCAUUAACUACCUGGUGGGGACAGUGAUCCCAGCCACUGCUGAGAAGCAAGCAAAGGGCUUCUUCAGCUACCGAGCUGAUAUCUUUGCUCAGAACUUUGUGCCCAACUGGCGUGGACCUGAGGGCUCCUUCUUUGGCUUGUUUUCCAUCUUCUUCCCAUCUGCAACCGGCAUCCUGGCUGGGGCCAACAUUUCAGGUGACCUGAAGGAUCCUGCCAUAGCCAUCCCCAAGGGCACCUUGAUGGCUAUCUUCUGGACCACGAUGUCCUACCUGGUGCUUUCUGCUACCAUUGGUGCCUGUGUGGUCCGAGACGCCUCAGGCAGCCUGAACGACAGCGUGGCCGUGGGUUCUCCGGGCUGUGAGGGGCUGGCCUGCAGCUUCGGCUGGAACUUCACUGCCUGUGCCCAACAGCAGAGCUGCCGAUAUGGGCUCAGCAACUACUACCAGAGCAUGAGCAUGGUGUCUGGAUUUGGCCCCCUCAUUACAGCAGGAAUCUUUGGUGCUACCCUCUCCUCAGCAUUGGCCUGCCUUGUCUCAGCCCCCAAAGUCUUCCAGUGUCUCUGCAAGGACCAGCUCUAUCCUCUCAUUGGCUUCUUUGGGAAGGGCUAUGGGAGGAACAGCGAGCCCAUCCGUGGCUACAUGCUCACCUAUGUCAUUGCUGUUGGCUUUAUCCUCAUCGCCGAGCUCAAUGCCAUCGCCCCCAUCAUCUCCAACUUCUUCCUCUGCUCCUACGCCCUCAUCAACUUCAGCUGCUUCCACGCCUCCAUCACCAACUCCCCAGGCUGGCGACCCUCCUUUCGGUAUUACAGCAAGUGGGCUGCACUCUUUGGAGCUGUCGUCUCAGUGGUGAUCAUGUUCCUGCUGACCUGGUGGGCAGCCCUCAUUGCCUUCGGCAUCGUCAUCUUCCUCCUGGGAUAUGUCCUCUACAAAAAGCCAGAUGUCAACUGGGGCUCCUCCAUGCAAGCCAGCUCCUACAACAUGGCCCUCAACUACUCAGUGGGGCUGAGCGAAGUGGAUGAGCACAUCAAGAACUACAGACCACAGUGCCUGGUGCUGACUGGCCCACCCAACUUCCGCCCUGCACUGGUGGAUUUUGUGGGGACCUUCACCAAGAACCUCAGCCUGAUGCUCUGUGGCAACGUGCUGAUUGGCCCGCGGAAGCAGAAGAUGCCGGAGUCCCGGCUGAUGGCAGAUGGCCACACUAAGUGGCUAAUGAAGAGGAAGAUCAAGGCUUUCUACACAGAUGUGGUGGCUGAGGAUCUGAGAAGUGGUGUCCAAAUGCUCAUCCAGGCUGCUGGCCUCGGGAAGAUGAGACCUAACAUCUUAGUGCUGGGCUACAAGAGGAACUGGCGGACGGCAUCUCCCCAGAGCCUGGAGGACUACGUGGGCAUCCUGCACGACGCAUUCGAUUUCAAGUACGGCGUGUGCGUAAUGCGGAUGAAGGAAGGGCUGAACGUUUCCGGAGUGCUGCAGGCACAUGUUAACCUCACGUUCGAGGCAGCAGAGCACCCCGAGAAUGGCACUGGCAGCAGAGCAGCCCCAGGCACGGCAGCAGACCCCACCACCUUGGCCAGUGAGCAGCAGGCAAGCACCAUCUUCCAGAGCAAGCAGGGCAAGAAGACCAUUGACAUUUACUGGCUCUUUGAUGAUGGAGGUCUCACGCUGCUCAUCCCCUACCUGCUGGGGCGCAAGAAGCGCUGGGCAAAGUGCAAAAUCCGGGUGUUUGUCGGCGGGCAGAUCAACAGGAUGGACGAGGAGAGGAAGGCGAUUGUCUCUCUACUGAGCAAGUUCCGCCUCGGCUUCCAUGAGGUCCACAUCCUCCCUGACAUCAACCAGAAACCCCGGCCAGAGCACAUCAAGCGAUUUGAUGAACUCAUCGCUCCCUUCAGGCUGAACGAUGGUUUCAAAGAUGAGGCCACAGUGAACGAGAUGAGGCAGGGCUGUCCCUGGAAGAUUUCUGAUGAGGAGGUCGAUAAAAACAGAGCCAAGUCACUCCGACAAGUGAGGCUGAAUGAGAUUUUGCGGGAUUACUCACGGGAUGCAGCACUCAUAGCCAUCACCCCGCCCAUCGGCAGGAAGGGCCGCUGCCCCAGCUCCCUGUACAUGGCCUGGCUGGAGACCCUCUCUCAGAACCUGAGACCCCCCAUCAUCCUCACACGAGGAAACCAAGAGAACGUGUUGACCUUUUACUGCCAAUAAAGC
Messenger RNA from Melospiza georgiana, 5029 nucleotides. It is a transcript of the gene SLC12A3, whose product is annotated as solute carrier family 12 member 3. The transcript has 25 exons. Gene Ontology annotation, cellular component: membrane. Gene Ontology annotation, molecular function: sodium:potassium:chloride symporter activity. The record is from RefSeq and is a predicted model, not a curated record. Lineage: Eukaryota; Metazoa; Chordata; Aves; Passeriformes; Passerellidae. The coding region runs from base 1664 to 5026 and encodes 1120 amino acids. Gene Ontology annotation, biological process: chloride transmembrane transport; cell volume homeostasis; chloride ion homeostasis.